CUGACAUUUUCGGAAUAUUCAAACGAGCUCUUUCAUUGGUCAAUUGGGGUCAUGUGAUACCGGUUAAGUUUCUGUGUUGUAAAAACGCCCACAACAAAACAUUGUUCGUCGGGGCUUCAACAUUUUUUUUUUCCCGAGAGUGUUUUUAAAUAACGGUGUUCCUACUUGGAAUAACAUUUCAAACCAAGUUAACGUCUGUAAUGUAGCGCAAGCGAAACUUCCGCAAUAGUGUAAGCGCGCUCUCCAUUGGCUGACUGGGAGUGUGCCCUCUCUCCAUUGGAUGAGUGGAGUCAAGUGACACGGGUUGAGUAUCCACACCCUGCGUGCGGAAACGCUAACAACAACAAAAAAUGUUAUCACGAUGUAAAUGAUUUAUUGUUUAAAAAAAAAAAAAAAAAAAAAACGUUGUAAGGCAAGUGUCGCUCUCAUCCGUUUGCAAAGACUUGUGGGUAAUUCGCUGCAGGAGCAGCACGAGACAAUUUGCCGGAAAACGCCGUUAGCCCGUCUUCGUAUCCGUCCCAAGAACUCGAGACGUGCUGCUUGCGAGCAUGCUCAUCGUCGGUUGCGGUUCGGCCGAGUGACAAGAUGAGCCUCGACGAGCAUUCCGUGCAAGCUCUGUCCUGGAGGAAGCUGUACCUGAGUCGGGCGAAACUGAAAGCCUCCAGCCGGACCUCGGCUCUGCUCUCCGGAUUCGCCAUGGUGGCCAUGGUGGAGGUGCAGCUGGACAACAGCUACCCGUACCCCCCCGCCCUGCUGAUCGCCUUCAGCGCCUGCACCACGGUCCUGGUGGCGGUGCACCUCUUCGCCCUGAUGGUCAGCACGUGCAUCCUCCCCAACAUCGAGGCGGUCAGCAACGUGCACAACAUCAACUCGGUGGGCGAGUCGCCCCACGAGCGGAUGCACCGCCACAUCGAGCUGGCCUGGGGCUUCUCCACCGUCCUGGGGACGCUGCUCUUCCUGGCCGAGGUGGUCCUGCUGUGCUGGGUCAAGUUCUUGCCCAUCAAGCCCGGCGAGGCCGGCAACGGCACGCUGUCGGCGGGGGUGGCCGCCGCCGUCACCUCCACGUCCAUCGUGGUGCCGUUCGGCCUGGUGUUCAUCGUGUUCGCCGUGCACUUCUACCGCUCGCUGGUCGGCCACAAGACGGACCGGCAGUUCCAGGAGCUGGAGGAGCUCUCCAACCUCACCAGGCUGCAGAACCAGCUGGACAACCGGGGAGAGUCCGUUUUGCAUUCGCCGAGUUCACAUUUCCCUUAGGGUCCGAACCGUCGACAAAACCUCACACCGGGGGGGGGGGGGGGGGGGGUCAGAUAAUCGGGACUUCGAUCCAAAAUGCUGAUUUUUCGGUAGUGGGUCGGUUUCGUAUUUGCCGUUGGCCCAACACCGCAGGAUAAUCGUUCCAGAGGGGCUUUCCUGACGUUGAUCGUGGGGGGGGGGGGGGGGUGUCCCGAUUGUCAGGAUGCACCCCUCCUAAAUCUGCCCCCUUCCCCCACGACAUGGUAUGGACCACGCACAUCAGGAUUGACAAUCGUAAAUAUUAAACGGCUUCAACAUUUAUGAUUGUCGGUACGUGUGCACCCCAUUUGGACGACCCCAUUCCUCACCAACAAACAACUUAUCCCCCCCCAUUUUAUUGCAAUUUUUCUAGUUGACCGUCUUGAGUUUUUCAAAAAAAUGUAUUUUAUAGUCACUUGAAUCCUUGUCUUGCCUGCUGUUUAUCGCUAAUCAUUCCUGACGUUUUUUUGUCUUUUAAUUGUACGGUACCGUCCAUUUUCUUUCUCGUCGGUAUUGCAAGACUGAAGAAUUCAUGUUGACGCGUUUUCAGAACACAAAUUGCUGAUUUUGCUCGUUCACUUGACGUAUUUGUAUUUGUACAUCUCUUUUGGGUAGAUGAGCCCCCCCCAGCCCCAAAAACUCCUCCCUAAACCACUUGGGGCCGAGCCCCACUUUGUACACUGGACCCCUGCAUGCAGUGGGAUUGUUAUUAUUUAAUUUGCACUCUGAAAAGAAAGUGGUGUGUACUAUGUGUACUGCUGUUGUGACCAAUGUACUGUAAAUGCUGAUUUUGAGCACCAGGAAAAAUAAAGCACUUGUGGUCCAGUCCAGUCCA
Molecule: messenger RNA, 2107 nt
Organism: Syngnathoides biaculeatus (alligator pipefish)
Lineage: Eukaryota; Metazoa; Chordata; Actinopteri; Syngnathiformes; Syngnathidae
Gene: orai1b
Product: ORAI calcium release-activated calcium modulator 1b
Exons: 2
Coding region: 586-1254 (222 amino acids)
Biological process (GO): store-operated calcium entry
Cellular component (GO): membrane
Molecular function (GO): store-operated calcium channel activity
Source: RefSeq, a predicted model, not a curated record